AUGGGUCGACACUACCAUCACCGCGACAAUGAUCGCAAGCUGUUUGUGAAGCAGCUCAACUCAAAGACAACGGGCGACGAGCUCAAGGCUUACUUCUCCUCCUUUGGGCCGGUGGAAGAGGCUGUUGUCAUCUUCGAUCAUGACACGCAGGAGUCAAAGCGGUAUGGCUUUGUUACGUUUUCGGAAUUGGAGUCUGUGCAUGCUGCACUUGCGGCUCCGUACCACUAUGUCGACGGCCAACGCAUCUACUGCAACCUUGCUGCUAUGGGCAUGAAGCGCCGCCAGCAGAAGGAAGACGAAGAGGCGAAAGGCGAAGGUGAGGAGGCUGGUGCAGAUGGCGAGGCGCGUGGCGACGCAUCCGACGACACCAAGCAACAGGCAGAGCAGCCGGAGGACGAUGAGCCCAUUGUCAUCAAGGACUACUUUACGUACCUGCGCGACUACAAACAGGACAACGGGUGGCUCGCGGACCACCCGACAUUCUUCCCGGAGAGCCCCUACCAGGGCAUGGUGCUGCCAAUCCGCCCGCCAAAGCCCAUGCGCCGCGAGCAGAUGGCCUUGCUCCUCCGUCCGCUGUACAUGGCCAGCCGCGCCCCUGCCAACCAACAACACCAGCAGCCGCAAGCAGGCCCGCCGCCACCACGGCCACCACCGCAUGCACACCACCACCACCACCACCACCAGCAGCAGCAGCAGCAGCAACAUCCUCACGCUCCCGGCGCUGCGAUGCGGGGCGGCAUGCCCCAGCAGUAUGCCCACGCCCACCAGCAGCACCAGCAGCACCAGCAGCCACCUGCAGGCCGUGUGCCGCCGCCACACCUGCGCGGCCCGCUGCCGCCGGGUAUGCGGCCACCGCCGGGCUACCGUGGGCCCAUGCCGCCACGCGGGCCUGCUCCCCCACCAGGUUUCCACCAGGGCCACCACCCCAUGCAGCAGCACCAGCAGCACGGCAGUGGCCCGGGCUCGCCUGCUGUCGCUCGGCGAGGGGCAGCGUCCCCGAAGCAAGGUGGCAGCACACAGCGGGGCCAUCAACAGCAGCAGCAGCAGUCCCACCCGUCAUCGCACUACGUGAUCACACCAUACGGGCCCAUGCACGUGUCCCAGGUACGCGCCAUGCAGCAGCAGCAACAACACCGCGCACAACAAGGGCAGCAACAGCGGCGGUGGUGA
Molecule: messenger RNA, 1170 nt
Organism: Salpingoeca rosetta
Lineage: Eukaryota; Choanoflagellata; Craspedida; Salpingoecidae
Exons: 5
Coding region: 1-1170 (389 amino acids)
Molecular function (GO): RNA binding
Source: RefSeq, a predicted model, not a curated record